Molecule: messenger RNA, 1092 nt
Organism: Mytilus californianus (California mussel)
Lineage: Eukaryota; Metazoa; Mollusca; Bivalvia; Mytilida; Mytilidae
Product: coadhesin-like
Exons: 8
Coding region: 1-1092 (363 amino acids)
Source: RefSeq, a predicted model, not a curated record
AUGGUCCAACAAGCUAAGUCACUAGUCUAUGUGUUUGUCUUCGUAACAUACAAGGCAUUAUCGUCUCCAGUUGGAAACCCAUGUGAUAAUGUAGUUUGUGAAAAUGGCGGAACGUGUCAGUCCGAAGGUUCAUCGUACAUUUGUAAAUGUACAGACGGGUAUUCUGGAGACAGCUGCGAGACACAGGAACCCAACAACAAAAGAUAUGUUCAAAGCAAUAACCUUAUAGCAUUUAAUGGUGGAUGGAGCGGUUGGAGUACGGCUUCUGGUUGUACUGUUGCCUGCGGUGGUGGAUCAAUAUCGUAUUCACGUACUUGCAACAAUCCAGCACCCGCCCACGGUGGAACUUCCUGUUCCGGUUCUAGCACUAAAUCAGAGUCUUGUAACACUCACAGUUGUCCAGUUAAUGGUGGAUGGAGCGGUUGGACUACGAAUUCUGGUUGUACUGUUGCCUGCGGUGGUGGAUCAAUGUCGUAUUCACGUAUUUGCAACAAUCCAGCACCCGCCCACGGUGGAACUUCCUGUUCCGGUUCUAGCACUAAAUCAGAGUCUUGUAACACUCACAUGUGUCCAGUGAAUGGUGGAUGGAGCGACUGGACUGCGACCUCUGGUUGUACUGUUGACUGUGGUGGUGGAUCCAUGUCGUAUUCUCGAACAUGCAAUAAUCCUACCCCAGCUCACGAAGGUGCCCAUUGUUCCGGUUCUAGUACUAUGUCAGAGUCAUGUAACACUCACAGUUGUCCAGUUAAUGGUGGAUGGAGUGAUUGGACAUCAUGGGCAACAUGUACGCUUGAUUGUGGUGGUGGAACACAAAGCAAGACACGAACAUGUUCAAAACCAGCUCCAGCGCAUGAUGGAUUGGUAUGUGGCGGUGACAGCUCAGCUUCGCAGUCCUGCAAUACACAUUUAUGUCCAAUAAACGGUGGAUGGUCUGAAUGGGCACCUUGGAACGCCUGCACUGUGACAUGUGGUGAAGGAACACGUACGAAGACAAGAUCAUGCUCAAAUCCAGCUCCACACCAUGGCGGAGUGGAUUGCGGUAAUGAUGACUCAGAAACACAAUCUUGUACUAAACGGGACUGUCCAAUUUAA